Messenger RNA from Suillus subaureus, 1920 nucleotides. RefSeq names its product peptidase S8/S53 domain-containing protein. The record is from RefSeq and is a predicted model, not a curated record. The transcript has 10 exons. NCBI's taxonomy places the organism in Eukaryota, Fungi, Basidiomycota, Agaricomycetes, Boletales, Suillaceae. Bases 1 to 1920 code for a protein of 639 amino acids. Gene Ontology annotation, molecular function: tripeptidyl-peptidase activity; serine-type endopeptidase activity. Gene Ontology annotation, biological process: proteolysis.
AUGCGCUGUUCAUUGACCACAUUUUUCACCCUCGGCCUCGCAGUAGUCUCCUUGGCGGCGCCUACCGUCAGCCCAUAUAAUGUGCAUGAGAAACGCAACGCUAUUCCUAUUGGAUGGUCUCACACUCGAAGGCACGAGAGUGCAGCAACCCUUCCUCUGCGCAUUGCUCUGAAACAGAGUAACAUCGAGUCCAUCGAUGAAUAUCUUUACGAUGUUUCCCACCCGGAGUCAGCUAACUACGGCAAGCACUGGACUGCAGGAGAGAUUUCCCGAAAAUUCUCACCCUCAGAGGAAUCCAUUUCCACCGUCAGAGACUGGCUUGUUGAGAAUGGGUUAGCGAGCGAGCGCAUCCGCGUAAGUCCCACCAAGGGUUGGAUCAACGUCGAUGUUACGGUCGAAGAAGCGGAACGGCUCAUGAACACCGAGUAUAAUGUUUACACUCAUGUUUCCGGACAGGAGCACGUUGCUUGCGAAGCUUAUCGUCUCCCUGAGCACAUUAGUCCCCAUGUCGACUUUGUCCUACCCUCUGUCAACUUCGACGUGAAACUCAAGCGUCGAUCUGGUAGUCAGCCGAAACCCGUUGGCGGGAUUGGUCAGCCUGGCGCAGGAAUCACCCCGAAGACUACUGGCUCCGUCUCACAGACAGUGACCGAGCUUGAGCAGUGUGACGAGUACAUCACUCCUGUCUGCUUGAGGGCUCUAUAUGAUCUUGAAUAUGAGCCUGUCGCUACUGAUAAGAACAGCUUCGGCGUCGUGGAAUACACUCCUCAGGCGUACUUGCAAACCGACCUGCAAAUGUUUGCCAUGAACUUCUCCACUGAUCUCAUCGGAAAGGAGCCAGUCAUGGUUUCUAUCGAUGGAGGGUAUGCACAGACCGAGUACCAAGGUUUCGAUUACAACGGCGAGUCCGACCUCGAUCUCCAAUAUGGAAUGUCACUGGUCACUGGUAGCCAAAAUGUUACUCUUUACCAGACUGGUGACAUGGUCGAAGGGGCUUCUUUCAACAACUUCCUCGACGCCAUUGAUGGGUCAUACUGCACGUUCGAGGGCGGUGACAAUUACACUGUAGAUUCCCAAUAUCCUGAUCCAUACGGAGGGGGUUAUGAGGGGCCCGAGGACUGUGGUACUGUCACGCCUGCCUAUGUUAUAUCAACGUCAUACGGGUACAAUGAAGCUGAUCUCACUCCGUUCUAUACUGCGCGCCAGUGCGCGGAGUAUGCGAAGCUUGGCUUGAUGGGUGUUACCAUCCUGUACAGCUCUGGAGAUUAUGGUGUUGCUGGUAAUGAUGACGUUUGUUUGAACCCUGAUGGCAGUCAGACCACAACCGGUAUGAUCUUCAAUCCCACUUUCCCUGGUACCUGCCCCUACGUCACAUCUGUCGGCGCUACCAUGGUCAAGCCAAAUGCAACCGUCUACCAGGUUCAGCCCGAAAUGGCUUGCAUGGAUGUUAUCUAUUCUGGUGGAGGUUUCAGUAACUACUUCGCGAUGCCGUCAUACCAGAUGACCGCUGUCGAUUACUAUCUGGAGAAUUAUCCUCCCAACUACCCCUCAGAUAUCUGGAACUCGACUGGCAUGUCUCGUGCUUUGCCUGACAUUUCUGCCAACGGAGCUAACUACGUUGUCGCUGUCGAUGGUGAAUUUGAGCUUGUGUACGGAACUUCCUGUUCUUCACCAGUCAGUGGUGCCAUCUUUACGAUGAUCAACGAUGCCCGUCUUGCUGCAGGAAAGAGCACGAUUGGGUUCAUUAACCCUACGAUCUACUCUGCUGGUUUCGCGGGUGCUUUUAAUGAUAUUACUGAAGGGUCAAACCCGGGCUGUGGUACUGAAGGUUACAACGCAACCAUUGGAUGGGAUCCAGUUACCGGUCUUGGUACUCCCAACUUUACUAUGUUGCUCGAGAACUGGCUAGCUCUUCCAUAG